AUGCUACGAAUCCCCAAGAAAGAAGGGACAGUCAAGGACAUAUCCGAUAAGCCUAUGGAUGAGCCCGAGGAGCUGCCGCCGCGUUUUGCUGCGUUGAAAAGAGACAUCUGUACGAAUCCGGCAGCAAUGGAGAAGACAUGGCGCAGUGUGUUGAAGGAGCUCGAGGGCGCCGUUGCGGAGAUCGAGCAGAAAGGAGCAGAUGUCAUCCCACAGGUCGCCUACUCGGACAUUGUACGUGGCCUGUCCGAUGAGCAAAUCAAGGACAUCAAGCACCGCGGCGUGGUAAUUGUCAAGGGCGGAGUUCCUUGCGAUGAGGCAUUAGUGUGGAAGGAGUCUAUCACAGAUUACAUCGCGAGGAACAAGGAGCACGUCACAGGUACUCCCCCCGAAAAGAUAGUCUUUUACGAGCUGUACAACUCGCUCGCACAAGUCCGCGCACGGACGCAUCCCGCGCUGCUCGGCACGCAGAAAGCGCUCCUUUCCCUCUGGCACGCUUCUCCGCCUCCCAUCCCCUCGCUCGCACAUACCGUCAGCCUUCGCACGCCAAUCUCGUACUUCGACCGUCUGCGUAUGCGACCGCCAGGCCCGUCCGUGUUCACGCUCGGCCCGCACAUCGACGGGGGCGGGAUCGAGCGCUGGGAAGACCCGGGCUUCCGCGCGUGUUUUCGCGCGAUACUCGCAGACGCAGACGGCGAAGGAUGGCGCACGCACGAUCCGUUUGACGCGAGCCCACGGCUGGGUGCGCGACAGGACCUGUACAACGCUGCGAAUCAAUGCACCGUCUUCCGUCCCUGGCAGGGCUGGACGGCGCUCUCGACCGCAUCGCAGAACGAGGGCACGUUGCGGGUGCUUCCGUUGCUCUCGCUGGCGACCGCGUACAUCAUGCUCCGGCCGUUCUUCCGCCCAGCCACUUCCUCGGCGGAUGAAUGGGAGCUCGACCUAACGAGCAGCGCGUUCCCUGGCAGCCGCCCGGGAAGAACGCAGUAUCUGAGCGGCGUGACGCACCCACAUCUGAAGCUUGCGAAGACGAUCGUGAGCAUCCCAAAGGUUGAACCCGGAGAUCAAGUCUACUGGCACUGCGACCUUGUUCACGCAGUUGAGAACGAGCACAACGGCAGGGAGGAUUCUUCCGUGAUAUACAUACCUGCCACACCUCUCACAGAGUACAACGCCAGAUACCUCCGCACUCAACGUGAGACUUUCCUCGCUGGCCUUCCCGCCCCGGAUUUCCCCAUCGGCGAAGGCGAGUCGCGCUUUGUCGGGCGCGCGGGGACGGGGGACGUCCGCUCCAUGGGUCUGGAUGCCCGCCGAGUGCUUGGCUUCGCCCCAUUCGAAGUACCCACAGAUGCAGACGCGAGCGAGACGGCACUGAUAGAGCGCGCGAACGAAAUUCUUGCGGCCGACGCGGACGCCGCGAAAUGA
This is a messenger RNA of Laetiporus sulphureus 93-53, 1422 nucleotides long. Its product is annotated as DUF1479-domain-containing protein. The transcript is spliced from 8 exons. Lineage: Eukaryota; Fungi; Basidiomycota; Agaricomycetes; Polyporales; Laetiporaceae. The record is from RefSeq and is a predicted model, not a curated record. Bases 1 to 1422 code for a protein of 473 amino acids.